Messenger RNA from Gilbertella persicaria, 645 nucleotides. RefSeq lists its product as uncharacterized. The record is from RefSeq and is a predicted model, not a curated record. NCBI's taxonomy places the organism in Eukaryota, Fungi, Mucoromycota, Mucoromycetes, Mucorales, Choanephoraceae. The coding region runs from base 262 to 576 and encodes 104 amino acids. The transcript is spliced from 3 exons.
AAUUAUUUUUUACCAAAAUUUCUAAAACAAUAAAGCUUUACUGAAUUGUAACAACUCUGAGCUCCGCUAAAUGUACUCGAGACAUCUUCCUGAUCCACACUCGAUGAAGGCUAGCGUAGAUACUGCCCAAUUUAGGCUUUUCCUUUGGAUUUCAAUGGCAGUUAGUACGAGGAACCUGUGGUAUUGUCUUUUGCACAACAAAAUCUCAAUCAAGACAAUUAUCGCCUCCAUCAUGCAUGGCCAACAAAAACAUAUGGUAAAAUGCCAUCAAUUUAUACUUUAAACACCCAUCUCGCUUCUCUCUUCCUACGCUAUACCUCCGUCUUAAUAGCUUUGAAAUUCUUUCUGCUAUCUUCUUCUCUAUUUGAAAUGCCUACUGGUGCCAUCACUUCAACUCUUGCUUAUAUGAUGGUCAAGUUAUACUCGACGAAGCCAUCAAAGCAAUACGAAAAUUAUCUGCUUACAGAUUCGUGUAAAUUCUGCUUUUUUGAGAUAAACCACUGCUUUUCAUAUUUGUUCUCCUUUAAAUAUAUCCCCCUUUUUGAUAAGUCUAAUUGUUUUGCAAUUGGCGAUUGAUAGAGACAUUUCGGAUAUAACAUGUCUUAGUAAGGACUGCUUUUCUAGUUCUACAAAACACACUUAAAG